This is a messenger RNA of Meloidogyne enterolobii, 962 nucleotides long. The record is from the annotation of a GenBank genome assembly. Lineage: Eukaryota; Metazoa; Nematoda; Chromadorea; Rhabditida; Meloidogynidae.
UUAGAGUUUUCUCCUUAAUUUUAAUUCCAGUUUUAAUGUCUCAACAACAACCAUUUUUACUAGAAAAUGACGAAAGAUUUUCAAAUUUGUCACCAAUUCAUGAUGAAAUUGAACGUGGAGCUGGAGAAGAUGAUUUUGUUAGUUUUUCAGUGGUUGAUUCAUCUGAACAGGGGCAUUGGUUUGAAGUUGUGAAGCAUGACGCUAGGGAAAUUUAUCAAAUUGUUAAAGCUUUGGCAUUUCGAGAGUAUUGUACUUUAAUUGUUAAUAAUGAAGGUAUUAGAGUAGUAAUUGAUGAUCAACAUAAUCAACAAGCAAGUGCUUAUUUUAAAUAUGAACAAUUUUCUGAUUAUAAUAUUCGUGUAAAUGUUUGUAAUUUGCGAGUGCCUAUAGCUGUUUUUAUGGAAGCUUUAAAUAUGUUUACUGGAAAUACUUCUGUUCUCAGAAUGUGGUAUGACGGGGAAGGAAGCCCUUUAAUGGUUUGUCAGGAAGAUGAAGGUAUUGUUGUACAAGCAGCAAUUCGAACAUUAAAUUUACAAAGUAUGCUUGAUUUUGAAUUUACAAAUACUUAUGUAAUGUGUAAAGCAAUACUUAGCCCAACUCCAGUUAAAGAAAUCCUUCGAGAUUUGGAUAAUUCUGCAGAAACUGUUAUGCUUAUAUUUACACAAAAUUAUAUUGCUUUUUAUACAGUUGGAGAAUUGGGGAAAAUUAAGAUUGAAUUACCAGCAAAUGCCCCUCAUACAGAACAUUUAACUUGUAAAGAAGAAAGAGUUUGUUUUCAAUAUAGAUCUAUUCAAAUCAAACGUCUAGCAGAGAGUGUACGUCUUUCAAAUAAAGUUUCGCUUCGAAUAGAUCAAAGAGGAGUGCUUUGUGUUCAGUUACUUAUUCCACAAUCGGACCAAAUGGUGUUUGUUGAAUUUUAUUGUAUCGCUGAUGAUGAUAUUUACCAUCCAGACACAAGCUAA